AUGGAAAACAAUCCGGAAAACACUUUUGAGUACGAACCACUCAGCACCGAACAUGCACAUCCAAUACGCCUUCUAUCGCUACUUCCCUCCUCAGAUUUCAAAGCAGAAAUCAAAUGCGAAAUAUUCAAUACCAGCCUUGAAGAUAAACCAAUUUUCGAAGCGCUGUCAUAUACGUGGGGCGAUCCCAAAGACCUCAUUCCCAUUUUGCUUCAUGGCCGACCUCAUCAAAUCCCUCGGAACCUUGAAUCUGCACUUCGCCAUCUCCGCCUCCCUGACCGAACAAGAGUUCUUUGGGUUGAUGCCAUGUGCAUUAAUCAGUCAGACAUUCCUGAGAGAAAUCAGCAAGUCUCAAAAAGGAGGGAUAUCUAUACUAUGGGUGGGGCCCAGAAAGUCGUUGUUUGGCUGGGAAGAAUAAAAAAUGCACAACUUGGACUGGACUUUUGUGCGAAGCUAGCUGAGGAACAACCAGCAUAUGCGCGCUCUUCAGCAUUCAAGGUGGAGUGGGAGGCUUGCCAUGACAUAUUUAUGAGGAACCCAUGGUGGUCCAGAGCAUGGAUUGUCCAAGAAGUGGUUCACACUAACGAAGUAGUCGUUCACAUUGGUGGUUCGAAAUCCAUAUCAAUCGAAAGCCUCUGCGAGAAGUUUAAAGCUUAUGAAAGCAGAUCGUGGAUUAUAAGAUUAUUCUGGGAUUGGACUGAGGAAGAACUUCAGAAGGACGAUAAAGAGGCAGCGAUAGAUCCCCGUCUGCUAGAAGAAGAGUGGUAUAUACAGAUGAUAGCCGUUCAACAUCUAAAUCAUGCUACUACAAAGAUCUCAAAUACUAGAAAGGAUGCAAAUCUUUCUCCUCCUGAAAGACUGUUCUUGCCUUCACUACUCUGUACAUUUCGCGAUCAGAAGGCUACGGACUUUCAUGACAAGAUUUACGCCUCCCAAUGCAUGGCGUUCGACACCCCGGCGCGAAACGACAUUCCCAUAGACUAUAAAAUUUCCAAGCAAAAGCUAUACACCAUCGCAACCCGCGUUUUCACCAGAGAGCACAUAUUCCCUCUACUUCUAGUCGAAUCAAAUCAGAAACCGGUAUCUAGCACAUCAGAGCUGGCUUCAUGGGUCAUUGACUUUGAAAUGACGCAAAACUUAUCUCAAAGAAAACAUUUCUCGAUUUUUACUUUCUUUGAUGCCAGCAAAGGGUUUCCGCCUGUUGAAUAUGAGCCUCGAUUGUUCGACUCCCUUGAUUAUACGGUAUUGCCACUUCGAGGUAUCUAUGUGGCAACAGUUACUGGUGUUUUUGAGACUCACAUAACUAAUCACAGAGAUCUCGUUGACCUGGAUAGCUUGAAACUCAUCCGUUACUCUGAAGAACCCCAACAUCGGAAUCGAGAUUUCGUCGAGGACCCUCCGACACCAUGGCAAACCCAUGACCAAGAGACCGGCUCAGCUAUCAUCUCACAGGGUAACACAUCAUGGGGUCCAAUAUAUUCAGAUGUAGGUGACAUUAUUGUUGUGGUUGCAGGUUUCGAAUUACCUGUGGUUUUGCGAAUGUUUCAAAAGGAGAAAUAUCUUUUUGUGGGAGCAUGCCUUUUGAUUGAGAGGGAGAUGGAGAAGUUUUCUACUUACAAAUCGGACCCAGCGUUCUCAGAUAUUAUGCACGGGCGUGCAUGCGAAGGGUUGCCUGACGACUACGAAGCGGAGAUCUUUGACAUUUACUGA
Hymenoscyphus albidus is the source of this 1707-nucleotide messenger RNA. NCBI's taxonomy places the organism in Eukaryota, Fungi, Ascomycota, Leotiomycetes, Helotiales, Helotiaceae. The record is from the annotation of a GenBank genome assembly.